Molecule: messenger RNA, 2562 nt
Organism: Papaver somniferum (opium poppy)
Lineage: Eukaryota; Viridiplantae; Streptophyta; Magnoliopsida; Ranunculales; Papaveraceae
Exons: 4
Coding region: 1-2562 (853 amino acids)
Source: RefSeq, a predicted model, not a curated record
AUGUAUCCAAGCUGGGCAUAUAAAGUAGGUGCAAGAUGGGUAUCUGAUCAUAGUACUUUAUUUGGGGGGAAUAACUCAAUCCCAAAGCCAACAAAUGUUCCAUUCAGAGCAGUCAAGGUGUGGAAGAAUCAUUAUGGUUUCCUACCACUUAUUAAAGAUUCAUGGAGUAAAGCAGUAAAAGACCAAGAACCAGAAAAUACUAUACUCUUAAAUAAGUUGGUAACUGCAAGAGGGAAGUUGGAAGUUCUUUCUCAACAACAAAAAGACAUCAUUCAACAAAAAUCAAGAGUAAUGUGGCUUAAAGAUGGAGCUUCAAAUACUAAAUUCUUUCAUGUUAAUAUGAAAGUAAGGCAAGCUCAGAACAUGAUAAUAGAGUUAGAAGAUGAUGAUGGAAACAUAAUAACUUCACAGAGAGAUAUUUCUUCAAAUCUUGUUGCCCAUUUUGAAGAAAAGUUCAAAUUCCAGGAGGUGGAGAUAAAUCAUCAAUUUUUGGAUGUAAUUCCAAAAGUAAUAAAUACUGAAGAUAAUAAAAUGCUAGAAUCAACUCCUUCUAAGGAAGAAAUUAAAACAACUAUUUUUGUUCUCAAUCCAGAGAGUGCACCAGAACCAGAUGGAUUUGCAGGGCGGAUUUAUAGAUAUGCUUGGGAAAUUAUUGGUAAAGUUCUCACAGAUGCAGAUCAAUACUGCUGGAGAAGAAGUUUUAUACCUGAGGGACUAAAUGCAAAUUUCCUUAAGCUGAUACCAAAAACCAACAAUGCAAAAAAGGCAAAGAAAUAUAGACCUAUUGGAUUAAUUAAUUUCAGCUUCAAGAUUUUUACAAAAAUUUGGGCUACAAGGCUGGGGAGCAUAAUUCAUAAAAUGGUUUCACCACAACAAGGGGCAUUUAUAAAAGGAAGAACAAUACAAGAACAGAUUGCUUUAGCUUAUGAAAUGGUUAAUGAGUUGGAUAUCAAAAGAAGAGGGGGUAAUUUUGGGUUAAAAAUAGACAUUACACAAGCCUAUGAUUCUCUCAGCUGGAACUUUCUAUUCCAAGUCAUGAGCAAGUUUGGAGUAUCAGAUACAACAAUUUACUGGCUUCAAGAACUUCUCAAUUCAGCAAGAAUAUCAAUAUUAGUAAAUGGUGGUCCUGAAGGUUACUUCAAAGUAGGGAGAGGUUUGAGACAGGGUAAUUCCAUGUCUCCUCUUCUUUUUGUUAUUGCAGAAGAUGCUCUUAGUAGAAAGAUAACAAGUGAAAUACAAAAAUAUUCUCUGAAGGAAAUGAUGAUGUUUUUCUGUUUUGUAAUGGGGAAAGAAGAAAUGCUAAAAAAACUUAUGGAAUUACUUAAAAUCUACCACGACUCCUCAGGACAAAGAAUCAGUAUGGAAAAAAGUAGGUGCUUUAUUGGAGGUACCAGUGAUAGGAGGAAGCUUCAAAUUUUAGAAGAAUGUGGAAUUCCUUUGUCAGAAUUUCCAGAUAAGUAUUUGGGAGUUCAAUUAUUUUCUGGUGGAGUGAAAUCAUAUCAUGUAUGGAAUGGAGUUGAGAUGAUGAAAGAUAGACUAGCAGGGUGGAAGGUGUAUAGAUGGCCAAAAAGAGUAAUAAAAGAAUGUGAGAGGAUCAUUAGAAACUUCUUAUGGACUGGUGAUCCUUCUCAAAGGAAACAAGUAACAUUAAAAUGGAAUAAAGUGUGUUCUCCUCUUAGUGAGGGUGGACUUGGAAUAAUAAGAUUGGAAGUGGUUAAUAAAGCUCUUAUUAUGAAGUUAUUUUGGAAGAUUCAACAUGGGACAGAGGAAAUGUCAAAGUUCUUUCAAGCUAAAUUUCAGAAUAAAAAGGGUGAACGGAUUUCAUACUACAAUAAAUCAUCAAUAUGCCAAGGAAUAAAAUGGGUGAUGGAAGAUGUACAGGAAGGUACAAGAUGGUUGGUUGGAAAUGGUGAAAAUAUAUCUGUGUGGAAGGAUAAAUGGAUACAAGACAGAGCAUUAGAAGAUAAUUUUCAUAAUCAUUCUUAUGUCCAACAAUUCCCAAACAUGAAGGUAGCUGAUCUUAUUCUUGAAAGAGAAUGGGUAAUUCCAGGUGAAAUGAUGAAGAUCAUUGAAAUAAAUGAAUUACCUGUAUUAGGAGGAGGAGAAGAUAGAAGAAUAUGGACACAUACAAUUUCGGGUGAAUUCAAUGUGGCUUCUGUUGUGGAAGCAAUAAGAGAGAAAUUUCCAAAAAUGCAGUGGAAAACUCAGGUAUGGCACCCAUCUAUUCAUCCUAAUAUCUCAAGUAACAUAUGGAAAUUAGUUAGUGGAAUAUGUGCCACAUAUGAAAACCUCAAGAAAAGAAAAGUUCAAUUGGCUUCAAGAUGUUGUUUCUGCAAAAAGAAAGAAGAGAAUAAAGAACACUUACUCUGGUUUUGUUACUUAAGUGAAAUCAUUUGGAAAUGGCUAGGAAACAUGUUUAAUUUCAUCAAUCCUAAAUCAUUUGAAGAGAGCCUUAAAAUAACAAAGAAUAAGAGCCCUGCUAUUAAAGAAGUUUGGAGAGCUGCAUCUUUCAUUACAAUGAGAGAGUUAUUGUUUACAAGAAACAAAUUGCUAUAUGAGUAA